GUUUUGCAAAGGACUUCACCGAUCUACUUUUGCAAUCGCCUCGGACUGUCCAUGUGUUUACUUCCCCCAGCCCGAGGAUUCGAUAUCUAGGUUCCUGUGAAAUGCAACUGAGCAGCCAAAGUACUUUGAGAACACGGGGCGGCAUAAACACCAAAACUUUUUUGUGGAAGGAAAAUGCAAUAAGCAAGCUUGCCGUUUUCCGAUGCGGUGUGGAGUGAGUGUGUGUCGCGCGUGUCCGCACUGGAGGCAUAUGCUUGUGUGUGUACAUGGGGUGUGUUUUUCGGUACGUAGGGAGAAAAUGCUUGCCAACCACCGGAAACCUCCUGGAAUUUAUUAGAAAAUAAUGGAUUAUAAAAAGAAGGCAGGCGAGGAGCGGAUCUCCCCUGGAGUUGCAACCCGAUUUGCUGCUGGCUCAGUUUGUUGUGAUUCUUUUUGUUGAUAGGUGUCUGAUGGUAUUCCGAUAACACCCCCUCUUUUUUUUUCCCUCGAGCUUUACAGUUAAAAAAAAAAAGGAAACAAAAACCACCCCAAAAUUUCACCCCCCCUUUUUUUUCCGCCCCGUCGGGAUCGCUGUUUCCAUCCAUGUGCUUGCGUCUCCCCCGCGUUCCACUUAAACUAUUUUAAUCCUUGGACCCAAGCAGGAGGCUGAUAGGGGGGGCUGGGGGGGGUGGAUAAAAAAAGUUCUUCCAAAAUAGUGUGCCCGGGGAGCAGGAUGGGGGAUUUCGCAGCCCCCACUGCUGCCGCGAAUGGCAGUAGUAUUUGCAUCAACAGUAGCCUGAACAGCAGCCUCGGCGGGGCCGGCAUCGGUGUGAAUACUACUCCCAAUAGUACUCCCGCUGCUCCGAGCAGCAAUCACCCCGCUGCCGGCGGCGGCGGCGGCGGCUCCGGGGGCCCCGGCGGCGGCUCGGCGGCCGUUCCCAAGCACAGCACGGUGGUGGAGCGGCUCCGCCAGCGCAUCGAGGGCUGCCGGCGGCACCACGUCAACUGCGAGAACAGGUAUCAGCAGGCUCAGGUGGAGCAGCUGGAGCUCGAGCGCCGGGACACCGUGAGCCUCUACCAGCGGACCCUGGAACAGAGGGCCAAGAAAUCGGGCGGCGGCGGCGGCAAGCAGCAGCACCCGAGCAAACCCCAGCAAGAUGCGGAGGCUGCCUCGGCCGAGCAGAGGAACCACACGCUGAUCAUGCUACAAGAGACUGUGAAAAGGAAGUUGGAAGGAGCCCGAUCACCACUUAAUGGAGACCAGCAGAAUGGUGCGUGUGAUGGGGGGUUUUCUCCGACGAGUAAGCGAAUCCGUAAGGACAUUCCUGCCGGGAUGGACGCCAUCAACAGUUUGCCCAAUAACAUGCCACUGCCUUCAGUUUCUCCUCUUCACCAACUUGACUUGAAGCCUUCUUUGCCCUUGCAGAAUAGUGGGGCUCACGCCCCAGGGCUUCUAGAAGACCUGGGUAAGAAUGGUAGACUUGCUGAAAUUAAACUUCCGGUGAAUGGUUACAAUGACUUGGAAGAUAGCUUCACCGUCUUGCAGAGCAAAGACCUCAAACAAGAACCUUUGGAUGACCCUACUUGCAUAGACACAUCCGAAACCUCCCUUUCCAAUCAGAACAAGCUGUUCUCCGACAUUAACCUGAAUGAUCAGGAGUGGCAAGAGUUAAUAGAUGAGCUGGCUAACACAGUCCCCGAAGAUGACAUACAGGACCUGUUCAAUGAAGACUUUGACGAGAAGAAGGAGCCGGAAUUCUCCCGGCCAGCCGCCGAGACCCCUCUCUCCCAAGAGGGUGCCAGUGUGAAGAGUGACCCCUCCCACUCUCCUUUUGCACACGUCUCCUUGGGAUCGCCCCAGACCAGGCCUUCUUCCUCCGGUCCUCCCUUUUCUACCGUCUCCACGGCCACCAACUUACCUUCUGUCGCCAGCACUCCCGCAGCUGCAAACCCCACCAGCUCACCAGCAAACUGUGCUGUCCAGUCCCCCCAAACUCCAAACCAAGCCCACACUCCAGGCCAAGCGCCCCCACGGCCCGGAAGUGGUUAUCUUCUUAACCCGGCGGCAGUGACCGUGGCAGGUUCCGGGUCGGGCUCUGUGGCUGUGCCCAGCUCUGACAUGUCCCCAGCCGAGCAGCUCAAGCAGAUGGCUGUGCAGCAACAACAGCGGGCCAAACUCAUGCAGCAGAAGCAACAGCAGCAGCAGCAGCAACAACAGCAGCAGCAGCAACAACAACAACAGCAGCAACAACAGCAGCAACACUCAAAUCAAACUUCAAGUUGGUCUCCCUUAGGCCCUCCAUCUAGUCCAUACGGAGCAACCUUCGCUGCUGAGAAACCAAAUAGCCCAAUGAUGUACCCCCAAGCCUUUAACAACCAAAACCCUGUAGUGCCUUCAAUGGCAAACAACCUGCAGAAGACGACAAUGAAUAACUACCUCCCUCAGAACCAUAUGAACAUGAUCAAUCCGCAGCCAAAUAACCUGGGUGCAAACUCUUUAAACAAACAGCACAACAUUCUUACUUACGGCAACACGAAGCCUCUGACCCAUUUUAAUGCAGACUUGAGUCAGAGAAUGACGCCGCCAAUGGCCAACCCCAGCAAAAACCCCUUGAUGCCGUAUCUUCAGCAGCAGCAGCAGCAGCAGCAACAGCAGCAGCCGACAGCACCUCCACCGCACCUCCAGGCUCCCAGGGCACACCUGAGCGAGGAGCAGAAGCGCAUGCUUCUCAUGAAGCAGAAAGGUGUGAUGAAUCAGCCCAUGGCCUACGCUGCGCUUCCAGCCCACGGUCAGGAGCAGCACCCAGUGGGGCUUCCCAGGACUGCAGGCCCCCUGCAGCCCCCGGUGCCCCCAGGCUCGGGCGGCAUGGUCUCUGGAGCCAGCCCUGCAGGCCCCGGUUUCCUGAGCAGCCAGCCGCAGGCAGCCAUCAUGAAGCAGAUGCUCAUUGAUCAGCGGGCCCAGCUGAUGGAGCAGCAGAAGCAGCAGUUCCUGCGGGAGCAGAGGCAGCAGCAGCAGCAACAGCAGCUCCUGGCUGAGCAGCUGCAGCAAUCGCACUUACCUCGACAGCACCUCCAACAGCAGCGGAACCCGUACCCGGUGCAGCAGGUCAAUCAGUUUCAAGGCGCCCCCCAAGACAUCGCGGUCGCGAGAAACCAGGCCGCCGCCCUCCAGAGCAUGCGGACUUCGCGGUUGAUGGCACAGAACGCAAGCAUGCUGGGCAUGGCGCCCGCACAGAACCCGGGGGCGAUGGCCACGGCAGCAGCCCAGACAGAGAUGGGGCUGGCCGCUUACAGCAGCACGCCGGGCAGCCAGCCAGGAAUGUACAACAUGAGCACAGGAAUGGCUCCGAUGUUGCAGCACCCAAACCAAACUGGCUUGAGCAUCACCCACAGCCAGGCCCAGGGGCCCAGGCAGCCCGCCUCGGGGCCGGGGGUCGCCAUGGUGAGUGGUUUUGGUCAGAGCAUGCUGGUGAACGCGGGCAUGGCCCAGCCACACCCACAGAUGAAAGGGCCGGUGAGCCAGGCCUUGGCAAGGCCCCAAGGCCCUCCCAGGCUUCAGAGCCUCGUGGGAACGGCCCAGCAAGCAGCACAUGGCUGGCAGCAGAGGAGCUUGCAGACGAUGCCUGGGAGGACUAGUGGAGAGCUGGGACCCUUCAACAAUGGCGCCAGCUACCCGCUUCCAGCUGGGCAGCCGAGACUGACCAAGCAACACUUCCCCCAGGGCCUCAGCCAGGCCGUGGUGGACUCCAACACCGGCGCAGUGAGACCCCUCAACCCGGCUGCCAUGGGGCGGCAGAUGAUGCCCACGCUCCCAGGGCAGCAAGGCGCCGGCCAGGCGAGACCAAUGGUCAUGUCCAGUAUAAGCCAGGGCGUCCCCGGCAUGCCGGGCUUCAGCCAGCCCCCUGCCCAGCAGCAGCAGAUGCCCAGUGGCGGCUUUGCGCCAGGCACACCAAGCCAGGCCUAUGACCGGAACCCCCCGCAGGACAUGUCCUACAACUAUGGCGAGGGCGCCGGGGCCUCCUUCCCCGGCCUCCCGGACAGUGCUGACCUGGUGGACUCCAUUAUCAAAGGUGGGCCAGGCGAUGAGUGGAUGCAGGAGCUGGACGAAUUAUUCGGAAACCCCUAGUUGGGGGUGGGGGACAGCCCCACCCCCACCCCCACCGUGAACCACGACUCUAGUGGUUACCAUUUUUCAAAGUGAAAAGAAAAAUUAAAAAAACAGGAUGUUGACCUAUCCGUGUUUUUUUUUUUUUUAAACCCACAUAAACUGAGCAAAACUGCAAGUGGCCGGCAACGGGAAGCCCCCAGUGGUGAUGAGCUUUGCCAGUGGGCCUCAAACCACCGGAUUUUCACACCACAGUCAAGAUGCUAUGCAGACUUCCAAUGGAAGGAGGGGCAGUGGGGACACUGAGGGACAGCUGGGGAGACUGAGCCCCAGUCCCCACCCCAGCAGCCCCUGGAAUCACCUGGCCCAGCAAGAGCUGCUCAAGUCAAGAGGGACUGUUGGCCCAAGUGAGGCAUCAGCCAGCCCCUCUGCCCCUGGCCAGGUGGGACGCACCACAGACGAGGCCUGGAGCCAGGGAGUCACCUGCAGAAGCCAGGGAGACACUCUACUGGGUGAUGGCCCAGGCCGAGAGUGCACUCGGAUGGAAAGAGAGGCAAGGCUUCAAGACAAGACAGGCCCCGGUGUUUGAAGGGUAUGCAAGCCCCAGGGUAGCAUCAAAGGAAUCGGACAAAGGAUUCCUGCCCGCCUCCUGCCCAGGAUGACCCUCGGGAACUGUCGAGACCUGGCUCUCAGCUGUCUCCUGAGGAUGGCCACCUGAGCCUGAAGGAGUGUCCACCCGCCGUCCUGGCCAGAGAGGGUAGCCCUCUGAUGGUGACCAGCCAUGGCCACCACUCCAGGCAGAGGGACUGGAGCCCCAGCAGGCUGGGUCCGGCCACACAGCCACAGUAAAGCUGUGGGCAGGGUGGAGAG
Messenger RNA from Echinops telfairi (small Madagascar hedgehog), 4954 nucleotides. It is a transcript of the gene MAML3, whose product is annotated as mastermind like transcriptional coactivator 3. Lineage: Eukaryota; Metazoa; Chordata; Mammalia; Afrosoricida; Tenrecidae. Gene Ontology annotation, cellular component: nucleoplasm; nuclear speck. The transcript has 5 exons. The coding region runs from base 713 to 4105 and encodes 1130 amino acids. Gene Ontology annotation, molecular function: transcription coactivator activity. Gene Ontology annotation, biological process: positive regulation of transcription of Notch receptor target; Notch signaling pathway. The record is from RefSeq and is a predicted model, not a curated record.